Molecule: messenger RNA, 4747 nt
Organism: Cricetulus griseus (Chinese hamster)
Lineage: Eukaryota; Metazoa; Chordata; Mammalia; Rodentia; Cricetidae
Source: RefSeq, a predicted model, not a curated record
CCAGCCAGGGACGGCAGUGGGGGCGAGCUCUAUGGGUAUAUGAGCAUGGAUAGACCCCUGAGCCACUGUGGCCGCCCUUACCGCAGGGUCUCUGGGGAUGGGGCUCAGGACCUGGACAGAGGACUGAGGAAGAGGACUUAUUCCCUGACCACGCCUGCCAGGCAGCGGCCAGUACCCCAGCCUUCCUCUGCCUCCCUGGAUGAAUAUACUCUCAUGCGUGCCACCUUCUCUGGCAGUUCAGGACGCCUCUGCCCAUCGUUCCCUGCGUCCUCUCCUAAAGUGGCCUACCACCCUUACCCAGAGGACUAUGGAGACAUUGAGAUUGGCUCUCACAAGAGUUCUAGCAGUAACUUAGGGGCAGAUGAUGGCUACAUGCCCAUGACCCCUGGGGCGGCCCUCAGGAGUGGUGGCCCCAACAGCUGCAAGAGUGAUGAUUAUAUGCCCAUGAGCCCCACCAGUGUGUCUGCCCCCAAGCAGAUCAUGCAGCCGAGGUCAGUGGCCUCAGCAGCCUUGCCCCCUUCAGGAGCAGCAGUGCCAGCACCCCCUUCAGGGGCAGGCAGGACCUUCCCAGUGAAUGGAGGCAGCUACAAAGCCAGCUCCCCCGCGGAGAGCUCCCCAGAGGAUAGCGGGUACAUGCGAAUGUGGUGUGGCUCCAAGUUGUCCAUGGAGAAUGCAGACCCAAAGCUGCUCCCCAAUGGGGACUACCUCAACAUGUCCCCCAGCGAGGCUGGCACUGCGGGCACGCCACCUGACUUUUUCUCAGCAGCUUUGCGUGGAAGCAGUGAGGGCCUCAAAGGUGUCCCUGGUCACUGCUACAGCUCUUUGCCCCGCUCUUACAAGGCUCCCUAUUGCAGUGGGGACAGCGACCAGUAUGUGCUCAUGAGCUCCCCUGUAGGGCGAAUCUUGGAAGAGGAGAGGCUGGAACCCCAGGCCACCCCAGGGACCUCCCAGUUGGCUGGCACNNCUGGGGGUGGCCAUACCCAGCCUCAUCAUUCAGCAGUGCCUUCCCCCAUGAGGCCUAGUGGCAGUGGUGGCCGCCCUGAGGGCUUCCUGGGCCAGCGCUGUAGGGCAGUACGACCUACACGCUUGUCCCUGGAGGGACUGCAGACCCUUCCCAGCAUGCAAGAGUACCCUCUACCUGCAGAGCCCAAGAGCCCUGGCGAGUAUAUCAACAUUGACUUUGGUGAGGCAGGUACCCGGCUGUCCCCGCCUGCCCCCCCACUGCUGGCAUCGGCAGCUUCAUCCUCUUCGCUGCUUUCAGCCAGUAGUCCUGCAUCAUCCCUGGGUUCAGGUACCCCAGGCACCAGCAGUGACAGCCGGCAGCGCUCCCCGCUCUCUGACUAUAUGAACUUGGACUUCAGUUCUCCCAAGUCCCCUAAGCCUGGCACCCAUAGUGGGGACACAGUGGGCUCCAUGGAUGGCCUUCUCUCCCCAGAGGCCUCAUCCCCAUACCCACCGCUACCCCCACGUCCUUCUGCCUCCCCUUCUUCUCUGCAGCAGCCUCUGCCACCUGCCCCAGGAGAGCUAUACCGCCUGCCUCCAGCAUCAGCUGCCACUUCCCAGGGACCUACUGCUGGCUCCUCAAAGUCCUCGGAGCCUGGGGAUAAUGGCGACUAUACCGAGAUGGCCUUUGGUGUGGCUGCUCCCCCGCCACAACCUAUUGCGGCACCCCCAAAGCCAGAAGGUGCCCGAGUGACCAGUCCCACAUCGGGCUUGAAGCGGCUAAGUCUCAUGGAGCAGGUGUCUGGGGUGGAGGCCUUUCUUCAAGUCAGCCAGCCCCCUGAUCCCCACCGGGGUGCCAAGGUCAUCCGUGCAGACCCACAGGGGGGGCGACGUCGCCACAGUUCAGAGACCUUCUCUUCUACUACCACAGUCACCCCAGUGUCCCCCUCCUUCGCCCACAACUCCAAGCGCCACAAUUCGGCCUCUGUGGAAAACGUCUCUCUCAGGAAAAGCAGUGAAGGCAGUGGCAUCCUGGGAGGAAGUGAUGAGCCACCCACAUCCCCAGGACAGGCACAGCCCUCGGUGGCUGUGCCACCAGCGCCACAGGCUAGACCAUGGAACCCGGGUCAGCCUGGAGCUUUGAUUGGCUGUCCGGGAGGGAGCAGUUCUCCCAUGCGCAGAGAGACCUCCGUGGGUUUCCAGAACGGCCUCAACUACAUUGCCAUUGAUGUGAGGGAUGAGCAGGGGUCCUUAUCGCAGACUCAGCCUCAGCAUCCACAGCCAGGAGACAAGAGCUCUUGGGGCCGGACCCGUAGCCUUGGGGGUCUCCUCGGCACCGUGGGAAGCACUGGCAGCAGCGGGGUGUGUGGGGGCCCAGGCACUGGAGCCUUGCCCUCUGCCAGCACCUAUGCCAGCAUCGACUUCUUGUCCCAUCACUUGAAGGAAGCCACAGUCGUGAAAGAGUGAAGAGCUGCAGGCUCCAUCACCACCACUACAUCAAACUCCGAAUCCAUCUGAAGGAAAUGCUUAGCAUGUUUCCAGCCAACGCUGCUCACUUCCCUUGCAGUGGGAGCAAUUCUACAUUUUGAGACUUCUGUGAAUUGUAUUAGAUAAGGAACCAAGAGGCAAGGCCACCUCCUUCGCCUGUUCCCAUAAGGGGCACUUGUCACCAUUGCACUGUUUGUGUUGCAUUUUGUUUUGUUUGUAAACUAAAUGAGUUUGAUGGAGUACACUCCCGAGAUUGGACAUUUCCAUUGGCCUUCAUGAAUCCUGGCCAUCGCUGUCAUUUCUUUGUUACUUUCAUUCUGGCAAAGCGGAUUAAUCACUCAGCAUGCAAGGAGAUCCUACAAUGCCCAUGAAAGUGGUCAAAUCUGGUAUUUAAUGGCUUAUAGCCAAAAACUACCACAGUCCUACCUCAGUUCAAGGUAAAGCCGGAUUGUUUGGCAGGGUACAGGGCAGCUCUGCCCCAGCGUGUCACAUGCUGACCUCCGUCUCUCUCUGAUAAGUGGAUGUGGAUUCCAGUCCAGGUACAUGCAAUGUUUACGUACGCACAACCCGGUGUGGGACUGACAAUUCUCCUUGGGAUUGGACUUGGAGACGGAUUAAUCCUAAUAAUUCCUGAAUGUGACUGGAUCAGCCUCCUUUUGGAAAUUGUCAGCCGUAUUUGGGGAUAGGGGUGGGGAAGGAUAGAUCUCUCUUCAUACCUUUAACAGGCUUCUUGACUCUUCUCUCUGUAGAUGUUCAUGUAAGUACUUCAGAUGGCAAAAGCCUUUUUUCCUGCCUACGAGCCUCCUGUUUGAACCUUAGCUCGCAUUCCUUGAACCAAAAACUCAAUGUAGGCAUGCUCAAAGCUCAAGGCUGUUUUGGGUUUGGCAAAUUUUGUUUUUUAAAUAUAUUAUCUCUGCCAUAAUGUUACUUUGUUGGCCAACAAGGCUGCCCAGAACAGGAGGAGAGGCAUUCCAGCCGUUGUACUGUUAAUAGCCGAAGAAGAAAACCCGCCUUUUGCCCUACACAUGCUUGUCAACAGUUCUUGACAAAGACUACCCUGGUUCUGUUUUCAGUGUUCUGAAAAUGUCAGUGUUGUAGAAUUGUUUCAUGUGUCACCUAGAAGGGCUGAGCUUGCCAGCAGAAUAUCCGUCACCUUGCUGCUCCAUCGCAGGGCUGGAGGUCCUGCCUCCUCCCCCCACCCCCCACCCCCCAGUGCCUGUCUCCUUCAUAGUCCUGUAGAGGCUACACUAAUUCUUGGAAAUGCGAGUUGCUGGUUUAUUUUUUAUUGUCAUUUUGUUUUUGUUUGGGAGAAUAUAUAUAUAUAUAAAAGUAUAUAGAUAUAUAUCACUAUAGAAUAAUACAUUGGUAAGAAGAGGCUUUUUAGAAGACGACCAAAAAAUUCCAUGUCUUAAAAAUAUAUUUAAUGGCAAUGCAGCUGUCUUCCUGCUUCUGCGCUGAACUUGUAGAAGAAGGCUGUAUUGCAAGACAAAGUUGAAUGUAAAUUGACCCCUACCCUUCGUGAAUUCUCAAGGUUUACUUUCCUGCAGCCACACAUCACAGCAGUGCACGGGGCACCCAACACUAGUGUGAGAGUCCGUUUGGGUGUAUGCUGUAUUUUAUUGACAUGUUGAAGAAUCCCCUGGAAUUUUAACUAGUGUGGGGAGUAGGAACCUGCCUGGUAUUUGCUUUGUCACUAAAUCCCCCAGGGACAGUAGGACUGACUGGUCUGAUGACAACAGCACACUUAGGCAGAUGUGGCACACCCUCCAUGUUCUGGAGUGGUCACUACAGGACACAGAUGGUACGUGCAUGUCCCUGCUGCAGCAGAAAUGAGCAAAAUGAGAAAUCAAGACUACACUAAAUUCCCCUCAUCCUGUACAUUUCAAGAAGAGCAGGCAUAUGCAAUAUUUACAUCCUUAAUUUAGUUUACAGAAUGGAACCAAAAUGUGUGAGUGUUAUGUUUGCCACACUUCUUGCUGUAUAUUGGGUCUUUGUACAUUUUGCUUGACUUAAUCUUAAAUUUAAACUAUUUUUUGCUAUAUAAACUUUAACAGUUAUUAAACAGUGUUUUCUUUGGGUACAUGUUGUUUCAGAAUAUCAAGAUGUUAAAUAUAUUUCUCGCUAUUGUGUUUUAACAAGAGAGUCACCCUCCCUGUUGUCUUCCGCUGUACAUGCUGUAUAUAGGGGUCACGUGAUGCCGCUGAAGACAAGAAUAAACUGGAGUAGAUUAGUAUGCUGUAUUUAGUCUGUAUUGACCAUGGAUGCCCUCUUUAAUAGCCAUAUGCAAUAAAAUAAAAUACAUUAUUUAUGAAAUGAA